UGUCCAGGUGUUGCCUGUGUGUGUGUGUGUGCGUGGGGAGAAGAGGUCUAGUCACUAGUUUAUCUGCGUUCAGUGGCCUAACGUUAACACGCGCUGCCUCCGCCUGAAAUGCCGCCCUUUCGUCCUCCGGUGUCGCUUCCUCUUCCUCCUCCAUCACCAUCAUCAUCGUCGUCUCGCAGAGACUGAGGCGGGAGCAGCGUCAACAUGAACAGCGACACGGGGAUCACUGUUUGAGCCGUGUGUGGAUACCUCGAGCGCGGGGGGGAACAGCUAGCUGCGAGGCUAACCGCUCCAGACACCCGCCAGAGGCUGCGGAUCUGUGGGGUUCGCGGAGCACCAUGGCCGGGCUCAUCAAGAAGCAGAUCCUGAAGCAUCUGUCCAGGUUUGCCAAGAACCUGUCGCCAGACAAGAUCAACCUCAGCACGCUGAAGGGGGAGGGCCAGCUCACCAACCUGGAGCUGGAUGAGGAGGUUCUUCAGAACCUGCUGGACCUGCCCACAUGGCUGGCCAUCAACCGUGUGGAAUGCAACAAGGCCGCCAUCCGGAUACCAUGGACAAAGUUGAAGACUCACCCGAUCUCACUGACCCUGGAUAAAGUAGUGAUGGAGAUGAGCACCUGUGAUGAGCCCCGCCCCCCCAACGGUCCGUCUCCCAUAGCAACAGCAUCUGGACAAAGUGAAUACGGCUUUGCUGAAAAAGUGGUGGAGGGGAUUUCGCUGUCGAUCAACUCCAUAGUGAUCAGGAUCAGUGCCAAGGCCUUCAACGCCUCCUUUGAGCUCUCCCAGCUGCAGGUCUACAGCGUCAACACCAGCUGGAGCAUCAGCGACCUGCGCUUCACCCGCAUCCAGGACCCUCAGAGGGGAGAGAUGCUGACGUUUAAGGAGAUCAGUUGGCAGAUGAUCCGCAUCGAGGCCGACGCCAUCCAGAGCGCUGAGCACGACAUGCUGAGCGCUCCCAUCCGCCUCAUCACCAACCAGUCCAGGAUACGAGUCACGCUCAAGAGACGGAUAAAAGACUGUAACGUGGUGGCCUCCAAGCUGAUUCUGAUCCUGGACGACCUGCUGUGGGUGCUGACAGACUCCCAGCUCAAAGCCAUGGUGCAGUAUGCCAAGUCCCUCAGUGAGUCCAUGGAGAAGUCUGCUCAGCAGAGGAAGAGCAUGGCCACAGAGGACCAGGUGUCACCGGCGCCACCUUCAGCCCAGCAGGUGCGAACGCAGCAGGCGUCCACGGCCUCUGACCAGAGCGCGACGAUGGCCAAGCUUUUCAGCGCCUACGACGUCUGUGAAACGUCUCAUCAUCUGCAGAUCAGGAAUCUGGACCUGCACAUCUGUGACGAUAUCCACGCAAAGGACAAAGUGAUCAACAAAAGGAUAACGGGAGGAGCCAUGCAGCUCUCCUUCAGCUCUAUCACUCUGGACUAUUAUCCUUUCCACAGAGCAGGUGAAAGCUGCGUGCACUGGAUGCACUACAGCGAAGCCACCAAAACCAGAGAGGGCUGGGCACGGAACCUUCUCCAUGAGUUCAAGUCCAAAGUGGACAUGUUAAAGACGGCAGCUCGAGAUCAGCCGGGAGCUGCUCAUGGUUCCCCACAGCACGGUAAAAUUAACACCUCGUCCACCAGUUCCUUCACUCCUCCACCUGCUCCUCAAACACUCAAGACCCAGCUCAUGUCCAGCUCCUUUGUUCUCAGGAUUGCUGACUUCAGCAUCUACCAGGUGUCCACAGCAGACCAGCCUCGCUCCAGCCCCAAAACCAUGAUUUCCUGUAACAAGAAGUCCUUGUACCUUCCUCCAGAGAUGCCAGCCGUCCACGUGGAGUUCACAGAGUAUUACUACCCUGAUGGAAAAGACUCUCUCAUCCCGUGUCCUAACCUGUACGCCCAGCUCAACGCCCUGCAGCUCGUCCUGGACCCUCGCAGCCUGGUGUGGCUCAACCUGUUUGCCCUGGACCUGCGGCAGAGUCUGGAGCAGUUCAUGGAGCUUUACAAGCUCAACGACUCACAGAAACCCGACGAGCACGUCGACAUCAAGGUCGACGGCCUCAUGCUCAAGCUGGUGAUCCCCACAGACCCUGACGCCUCGUGUCCUCCCGACCUGCCGCGCUCCGUCUCCGUGCAGACUUCAGAAAUGGUGGCCACGAACACGCGUCACCCUGCCAACUGCACGCGUGCACACCUGGAGGCGCUGCUGCAGGCGUUUGAAGAGGAGCCCUUCUUCUCUUCCUUUUUCGCCUCUUUCCCUCGCUCCUCUUCGUCCGUCACCCUCCUCCACCCCGUCUUUCACCGCCACGCUCACGAACAGGACACCAAGCUCCCUGACGUUUACCGGGGCCUCGCGGUGCCGACGAUGGGCGCGGACGCCCUGAAGAUGCCGGCUGCGACUGACCUUUGGGCGCUGCACUUUGCCCAGUUCUGGGUGGACUACGAAGGCACCCGUGGAGGCAAAGGGCGGCCUCAGCCUUUUGUGGACUCCUUCCCUCUCACCGUGUGGGCCUGUCAGCCAUCCAAGCUCAUCCAGCACCAGGAGAAGCUGAGAGGUGCUGCUGGAUCAGGUCUGUGCAGGAGUACAUCAGCAGAGGCUGUCGCUCGCCAGCAGAGGAAACGCUUACUGAAGGAGUUUUACAGUUCUGAUGAUGCAACGCCAACAUCUCACAGCACUGAUGAUGCAACACCACCUACUAAUGGACUCCAUGCACCGCUCACACGGGACACUCUGCCUCCUUCCUCCUCCUCCUCCUCCUCCUCCUUGUCAUCAAAUAAAGAUGCAGAUGUGCAUGUGUUGGUGCACGUGCAGAAACAUUUAAGUGCUCAGGUGAGCCACAGGCAGUAUGUGUUCCUGAUGCAGCUUCAGCGCAGCAUCAAAGCUCUGCAGCAGACUCUACAGCAGGACUUGGAAGAGAUGGGUUCCAAAAGAGAACGAAAAGCUCCUCCUUCCCAGUGUCCCUCAGACCACCAGCCGUUCACCGUGUGCCUGGGCCUCCUGCUGAAGAGCGCGGAGGUGGCCCUGCUCCUGAAGCCUGUCCCCCAGCCUGAAGGAUCCAGCUCUCCUCCUGUCUCUGAGCUCUCGCCUUCAGAGAGCAGAGGAACUUUGGCGCCUGGAAGUGAUUCUGGAGAGCGAGCGGAGAAAAAGGGGAAGGGAAGUGAAGGCUGUGGCUCUGAUGGAGCGGCAGCCAAAGGUUCGUGCACUGUAGAUCAGCUGUUGUGUGGCGAUGGCCCAGAAGGCGGAGCCACACAGGGUCCUGCCCCCCUCGUCCCCACCUCCACCUCUGCUAUGCAUCCUGACUCCAAUCACAGAACCUCGCUGGAGGAACGGACUUCAGCUAAGACACCAGGGAGGUGGAGCUCCAGUGAAGGGGGUGUGGCCAUGGUGGAUGGAUUGGCCGCGGCGGAUGGGAUCGGUGCUGGACUGGACUCUAAAACACAGACGAGUGACCCUCUGUCUGAGCCACUGAGCAGAGAAUGGAGCGACAAAGACAAGGCUGCAGCUGUGAAGAUGCCUCAGUCGAUAUCCAGGAAAGGGAGUUUGUCUGUGCUCUCUGAUCUCGUCAGCUCUUCAAACUCCGGCAGAUCCACCUCCCUUUAUUCUGUGUCCAACAUUGGUCGACUGAUGCGUGACCGCUCCCAGUCCAGUUUCUCUGUGUCUUAUAAGAACAUGAAGAAGAGUCCGUCCCUGCAGUCGCUCGACAACAUCUCCAUCGACAGUUAUCUGAUGGAAGAUGGAGACGCCUACAGCCUGCUGGAGAGAGAUGACGUGUCCAUCUCGGGCUUCAAAGACACCGUCAGUGAACCCAGCGCCACAGAGGGUCAGGAGCAGGAGGGGGGCGUGUCCCCGGACACCGUCAGUGCAGCCUCGCAGAGCAUUGACGAGCCCACCAAAGAUAUGGUGUCGGUGCUGGUGUUAAAGGUGCAGUCUGUGUGCGUGAGCAUGGAGGCGGUGGGUGAGAGCGCCGCCGUGGCUCUGGAGGUCGGUCACGUCACACCCAGUCAGCUGGGCAACGUCAGCCUCAGACAGUACCUCAGCAACCGCAGCCUCGGUGUGCUGUGUUCAGUACCUGCUCAAAGCAGCCAAGCCGGUGCAGAGCUCGGCUCCGCCUCCCUCGGUGAUUCCCACAGUCCGGAGGUCCAGGCGCGUCUGGAGAGUGGGCCGCGGGCCGCCGCCCACUCCCCGCUGGCUGAACGUAACGGUUUCCUGCAGCUGCAUCUCCACGGGUACGAGGCCAGCUUCCUGAUGUCCACGCUGCGUAACCUGGCUCACUUCAUGGAGGACGACUCUGCGCCGCAGGUGCUGCCCAUGGAGAUCAGCAUCAGGGACACACACAUCCACUUACAGGAUGACGAUCAAGUCAAUCUACCAGACUCUGAGUCGUCUCCCAUCACGCUACACGUGGACAGUCUCAUCAUCCACAGAAGAGACAACGGCUCUUUCUCUGUAGGAGUGGACGCAGAGGCCAAACCCAGACAACAGGGAGGGCUGAACUCUUUGACUCCCAUCCCUGAGGCUGUGGGCGUCGUCUGCAUCACAUCAAAGGCUACACAGACUCAAGCUCCGCCCACCAGCCCUCGUCCAUCUGCCAGAGAAAAGAUGCUGAUGGAGGAGAACGAGUGUCUGAAGGUGGAGUUGUCUCGAGCCAAGAUGGCGCUGGCUGAGGCUCAGAUGGAGAAGGACUCGCUCAUUCACCGCAUGAAGAACCUCAAAGUCAACAGCACUUAAACUCUGCAGCCAUGACGACUGACACCGGGGGGCGCCGGCGAGCCAGCGAGGCUUUAUCAAAGUGAUUCAACAAGUCAAGAAAAGGGAUUUGUUCUCACUUAACGACUUUAGACUUUAACGAGUCUGAGAGAAGACUCAGACACCUGUGUUUACCUGUUUGUUUGUUUGUUUGUUUGUUUCCACUGUGGACGGAGGAUUCACAUGUUUGGAGUGAGAGGACCGGACGAGCGCGGUGAUGAUGACAAAGAGCUCAUUUCCUGUGUGCUGGGCUGACUCACACCAACCAAUCACAGACCAGGAGGAGCAAACAGGAAGCAGAAGAGGAAUAACUGCAGCAUCUGUGUUACCAUAGAAACCAUACCAUAGAGGUUCAUCUGGAGACAUGAACUAAAUGAAGCCUGACUUCACCGAUCGUCCCCCUCUGACCCUGACCACGGCGUUUUCUUUCAUUAAAGUUUCACCAUCAAAUCUCAGAGUUCGAAUCCAGGAUUUAGCCACGCCCCCAGUGUGACCACGUCCUGCCAUGUCCUACUCAAAAAGAUGGAGAAUCAAACGAAAUCAAUGGUGACGGCCAUAAUACUCUGCACCUUCAUAUAAUAGAAUACAUAUUUGACCAGAGUAAUAACAGACAGUACCAUGUUCUAACUGUCGGGGGCGCCCAUGAGUGCAAGUCCCACAUCGUGUGACUAAAAGUCAAAAAACAAGUCAGUUAUGACUCCUGCUGGUGUUUUACUCCCCGUCACUGCUCCUCUUCCUCCUCCUCCUCCUCCUCCUCUUCUUCUAAUAAUAAUGAUAUUAAUAAUGAUCGUGCUGCCCUCUACAAUUUCAGAUGCUCGGUGUUCGAUCGUCUGAACUCAGAAAGAGGAAGAAGAAUAAACCCUAACCCCGCCCACAUUUCUGCUGUCAAAGUUAAUUUAAAUCAACAAGAACAAAAACACCAGAGCAGCUAAUAAUUGUAGACGAGCUUAAUGUAGAAGAACUCUGAAUGUCCAAUCUUUGCAGGAAUGUUUUUGCACAAACGGAAACUUUCAUAUUCACACGAGUGUUUGUUGUACGGGAGUUUUCUACACAACUUUGAAUGGAUAUGCAGUGUUUCUGUGUGUGUGUGUGUGUGCGUGUGUGCGUGUGUGCAUGUGUGUGUCAGCCAGAACAAGCAUUUCAUUACAACUCGAGGAUGAACUUCCUGUCUCUGUCCCUCCUAUUUUUCUACGUGUAAAUACGUGCAGCACUUUUGAAAUCCGAGGCACUGUAAAAGCAACAAAAACAACUACGCACACACACACUCACACACGGACACACACACUCGCUGAAGCUGACUGUGUCUUUAUGUCAUGGACAAGAAUUGACCACAUUUGCUGCUGCUGUUCAUGCUUUUUGACGACGUCAGGAGGGAAAACUCUCCAGUCAUUUUAUUAUUAUUAUUUUUAUUAUUAUUAUUAUUAUUAUUAUCAUAAUAUA
Messenger RNA from Solea senegalensis (Senegalese sole), 6167 nucleotides. It is a transcript of the gene bltp3b, whose product is annotated as UHRF1 binding protein 1-like. The coding region runs from base 339 to 4709 and encodes 1456 amino acids. The record is from RefSeq and is a predicted model, not a curated record. Lineage: Eukaryota; Metazoa; Chordata; Actinopteri; Pleuronectiformes; Soleidae. The transcript is spliced from 24 exons.